Molecule: messenger RNA, 1860 nt
Organism: Tricharina praecox
Lineage: Eukaryota; Fungi; Ascomycota; Pezizomycetes; Pezizales; Pyronemataceae
Product: N2,N2-dimethylguanosine tRNA methyltransferase-domain-containing protein
Exons: 4
Coding region: 1-1860 (619 amino acids)
Biological process (GO): tRNA N2-guanine methylation
Cellular component (GO): nucleus
Molecular function (GO): RNA binding
Source: RefSeq, a predicted model, not a curated record
AUGGGAAAGCGCACGCGCACUGUAACCCUGGAGCCGCUUCCAGAGAAACCGCUACCGGCGAGCUCAAAAGAUGUUGUGGUAGACGGUAGCGAAUAUACCGCGAUCACGGAGGGCCGUGCGACCGUUCUGUUCCCCAAGAGUACGAUAAAGCGGGACGAGAAUGGCCGUGAAGUGGAGGUUAAGGGAGAGGUGUUCUACAACCCGAUCCAACAAUUCAAUCGUGAUUUGAGUGUUCUUGCAAUCAAAAAUUUCGCGGAAAUAUAUCUCGCUGAAAAGAAACCGAGGCAUGGCAAGAAAGGCGCGAAGAAGCAACGGGUGGAGGUGAUGGUGGAGAAGAGUGAAGGAGACAAACCGACGAGUGAAGACAAGAUCAUGGAAGUACCGGCCACACACCCCGAAACUAAGCUUGCAACUCCAACCCCACCCAAGUUCACUAUUCUCGAUGCGCUUUCUGCCACCGGUUUACGGGCGCUGCGGUAUACGCUUGAGCUUCCCAUGGUCACUUCGGCCACUGCCAACGAUCUCGACCCAUCAGCUGUUGACUCGAUCCGGAGGAACAUCGAGUACAAUAAGAAACAUUCAACUACGACGGAUCCCGAAAAGAUGUCUGCUGCGGACGCGGUCUCCAAGAUCAAGCCCAGCCUGGGCAAUGCUCAGCACCACAUGUACUCGGUUCUCUCGCCAGCGCACGAUAGCCUGUCACCUGGAGAAUCUCAAUCACACAGAUAUGAAGUCAUUGACCUGGACCCGUACGGAACUGCCGCUAUCUUCUUGGACGCCGCUGUCCAAGCAGUAUCUAAUGGUGGGCUGUUGUGCGUUACCUGCACAGAUGCGGGCGUCUGGGCAUCUACUGGUUACAGUGAGAAGUGCUACUCCCUAUAUGGCGGAACACCGGUGAAAGGCGAAUGGUGUCAUGAGGCUGGACUUCGUCUGAUAUUGCAUUCCAUUGCCACCGCCGCUGGAAAGUACGGCCUGUAUAUCGAACCGUUGCUCAGCCUGAGCAUCGACUUUUACGCCAGAGUUUGGGUGCGCAUUAGGCAAGGGCCCGCGGAGGUGAAGAAAUUGGCCAGUUCAACCAUGAUUGUCUACAACUGUGACUCGGGAUGCGGAUCCUGGGUGACACAGAGGUUGGGGAAGGCCAAGGAGAAUACUAACAAGAACGGGAAAGGAACGUUCCUGAAGUUUGGCCUUGCAAGGGCGCCCACGGUUGGCGAGAAUUGCGCUGAGUGCGGAUCUGUGAUGCAUCUCGGAGGUCCAAUGUGGGCUGGUCCUUUACACUCCGCUGCCUUUGUAGAACGGUUCUUGUCGAUCCUCCCACCUGCUGAAGAUUCUACGUAUGGAACCAUCCCGCGGAUCAUCGGUAUGCUGCAGACGGCACUCCAGGAAAUUCCCCUUGCCGACAGCCCCUUCUUCCACGUCCCAUCCCUCUUGUCUAAAACCGUCCGCUGCGAAGCACCGCCUAAUGCGGGGCUACGUGGUGCCCUUAUUGGGUUGGGAUACAAAGUCGCUCGCUCGCAUUGCAAACCAAAUUCAAUCAAAACAAAUGCUCCGCACAGCGUGGUCUGGCAAAUCAUGAAGAGAUGGGUUGAGCAAAAGGCAGGCGAUCGCAAGGAAAACGCUUUGAAAGAAGGAACUGCCGGGUUCAAUAUCAUGCAGAAGCCCUUGGAUGAAAGCCUGAACAUCGUCUUCGACAAGGAGUUGGGUAAAGAGGAAGAUAAGGCCAAUGGUGUCGUGAGAUAUCAGGUCAAUCCUACCGCAAAUUGGGGUCCAAUGGCGAGGGCGGGUCCAUCCACCACCAAGCCAUCACAAGCGGAGGAUGAAGGCUCGGAAAGCAAGAAAAGGAAGGUUGAAUCAAGCUGA